ACAUCGUUCGACGAGCCCAGCUCGCGAAUUGAAAAGAGAGUUAGUAUCUCCCUUUUUGUUCACUGUCCACUGGAGCUCGUCGGAAUCUGGUGAAGCUUGGCUUGUGGUGGAGAAUCGUUGUCGUUAGCUCGUUUUCCAGUUCGCUGCUCCCAUAAAGAGAUUGUUUAAGUUGAUAUGCUUGUUGACACAAGCCCAGCAAACCAAUCCACUGGCUUUGGUAGACCCAUUUAGAGUCCACAGUAGGCCCAGAUUGUUCUAUCCUUUCUAUUAUCACUCUUCAUCAGCGAUAACCAUCAUUGGCUGCCGGAGCUUCCCUUCGAUUUCGUUCCUUUCUCUCUUAUCCAGUGGCUCUAUAUCAUCUUGUGACAGAUGAUUUUAGGCCGAUUAUGGGAACUGUGAAUUUCAUCUGGAAUUUAACUAAGAAUUAUUUCACCUUUGGGCUCAUAGGCCUUACCGUCUCUGAUCGUUAUGCUAGUAUUGUUCCUGUUGGUGGCAUUUCAAUGUCUCCUACAUUUAAUCCACAUGAUGACAGUUCCAUGAGAGCCUUGACUCGUGACUUUGUUGUAGUGGAGAAGCUUUGCCUAGAAAAAUACAAGUUCUCCCUCGGCGAUGUGGUUGUCUUCAGCUCUCCAACUAAUCAUAAAGAGAAAAAUAUAAAGAGAAUAACAGCCUUACCUGGUGACUUGGUCAGUACCCCUCAUUAUGAUGCAGUAGUGAUCCCUGAAGGACAUUGUUGGGUUGAAGGCGACAAUCAGGCUUGGAGCUUGGACUCAAGAUCCUUUGGCCCUAUCCCUCUUGGUUUGGUUCGUGGAAGGGUUACCCAUGUUGUGUGGCCUCCUCACCGGGUUGGUAAAGUUGAAAGAAUGACACCAAAGAGCCUAACACCUUUCUAAUUGUAUUUUGAGUAUAUGUUAGAAUUCAAUUUGAUUGAUUUCAAUUGUAUUAUAGCCUGCAUAAUCAUUGUUCUUUAUA
Messenger RNA from Solanum stenotomum, 972 nucleotides. RefSeq lists its product as uncharacterized. Lineage: Eukaryota; Viridiplantae; Streptophyta; Magnoliopsida; Solanales; Solanaceae. Bases 387 to 893 code for a protein of 168 amino acids. The transcript has 6 exons. Gene Ontology annotation, cellular component: membrane; mitochondrial inner membrane peptidase complex. Gene Ontology annotation, biological process: mitochondrial respiratory chain complex assembly. The record is from RefSeq and is a predicted model, not a curated record. Gene Ontology annotation, molecular function: serine-type endopeptidase activity.